AGUAAGGAAAAAACGUGUGGUGAGAGAAACAGAGAAUUGAAAAGAAAUAUUUUUCCAAAAGCAUUACCGUAUUUCACUUGUUCUUCAUUUUCGGUAACCCAAAAUCGUCUCGAUUAUUCACCGAAACACAAAACUGAUUUCAUAUCUUUGAAGUUCGUUGAGUCCAGGUCACAAAUAUCCAAGGUUCAUUUCAUUCCGGCGUCGUUUCACCGAUCAAAAGCGACGUUGAAGUCAGGUACUCACGAAGGCAGCCAGCACUGCGUCGGUGACGGUUUCCAGCUUUCGGUCGAUCAUUUGGACGAUCAGAAGUUCAUCCUCUUCACACAAGGAAACAUGGAUUUUGGACAGAGAAGUGUGAAAAAGUACAAUCUCAUCAAUCCAAAGAUAGAUGAACUAAAGAAACUGGUUUCUUCGAUCGCAGAUCCUAUUGGUUUCAAAGACAGAUAUGGGGCACUUAUAUCUUUAUUGACACUUAGGAUGGAAGAAGGGUUAUUGCAGACAUUAAUACAGUUCUAUGAUCCAGUCUAUCACUGUUUCACAUUCCCAGACUAUCAACUCAUGCCUACAUUGGAAGAGUAUGCCCAGUUGCUUCACAUCCCAGUUGCUGAUACAGUACCUUUCUCUGGUUCAGAAAAGUUACCCGAGCACAGUUCUCUUGCAAAAGUGUUGUACAUGAAGAAGUCAGAAUUCAAGAAUAACUUCACCACCAAAGGAGGACUUCCAGGUUUCACUGCCAAGUUCUUAAUGGGGAAGGUUUCUUAUUUUGCCAGUCAAGGUUGUGAUAUUAUUGUGGAGCAUCUGUUCGCCUUGUUGAUCUACGGUUUGUUACUAUUUCCUAAUAUUGAAGGUUUUGUGGAUUCAUAUGCUAUACGCAUCUUCCUAAGUGGUAAUCCUGUUCCAACUUUGCUCGGAGACACCUAUCAUUCCAUCCAUUACCGUACUUUGAAAGGAGGAGGAACCAUAGUCUGCUGUAUACCGUUACUCUACAAAUGGUUUGUCUCUCAUCUUCCUAAGUCAGCUACUUUUUGGGAUCACAAGUCAGGACUUCAGUGGUCACAGAGGAUUAUGUCUCUUACCCAGUCAGAUAUUGCAUGGUAUAGUAGAGUUUUAGACGAUGUGAAGAUCAUUGAUAGUUGCGGGGAGUUCCCCAAUGUGCCCCUCAUGGGCACAAAGGGAAUCAUUUCUUAUAAUCCAGUACUUGCUAGGAGACAACUCGGUUACCCUAUGAAGGACAAGCCUCCUAACAUUCUUUUAGAAGGUAUUUUCUUGAGGGAUAACGAGGAGGACCCUACCAUGAAAGAGAGAGUAGUAAGAGCUUGGCAUCGUGUUUGUCGCAAAUGGAGACUUGAAUUGGGUAAGAAAGAUUGUACCUCCUAUGAGCCGUACCUCCAGUGGGUCAGAGCCAGAGCUAUACAGUUGAAAAUGCCAUACCCACAUCAUGAUCCUAUCAAACCCGCUCCGUUGAAGACCCCCUACCUUCCGCUAGAUGACAAAGAAGAACUCCAAGCCACCUUGGAGAGGGUCGAGAAAGAGAGAGACGCUUGGAAGGAUAAGGCCCAGGUGCUCGAAAUGGAAAAUGAAGAACUUCAGAGACAGUUAAAGGAGCAGAGUGGAGAAGAUCGUGCAGGUAAACGUCCAAGGGUGCAAGAGGAUUUAUUUUCCUCAGGCACAACAGAUUACUCCCAGAUUCCACAGUCCUCAGGUGCAUGGAAAGGUCUUGUAGACAGUUUGGUGAAGGAGAAAGCUUUUAUGCAGAAGGCCUAUGAAGAAAGAAUUGAGAGACUUGAAGGACAACUCCUACUUGUUUAUGCUCGUCCUGAUGACACAUGUCCUUAAAUGGUUUUCUUGGUUGUAUUUUGGGUUGAUAACUUUGUAUAUUUUGAUAAAAAUGCUUAAAAUGAAAUUUUUUGUUUUGUUAUCAAAAAUGUUUGCAAUUCUAUCUUUUCCUUCACUUAGAGUUCCUUGGAAAAUCAUUCAUUUUGCAUAUCCAUGCAUCACGUGCAUACGGGUUGUCUGUCUUGGUCCAGUCUUCUAACAGUUGCUUCCCGCCGCCAAGAUCCAUUUCAGGCUGACGCAUAAU
Molecule: messenger RNA, 2080 nt
Organism: Lathyrus oleraceus (garden pea)
Lineage: Eukaryota; Viridiplantae; Streptophyta; Magnoliopsida; Fabales; Fabaceae
Exons: 2
Coding region: 334-1836 (500 amino acids)
Source: RefSeq, a predicted model, not a curated record